AUGUCCGCGACGCCAGAAAUAGUUAAAAAUGGUUCCGCUGGCUUUAUAAGACCCACCAAGCGGCAAAUAAGGCCUGAGGAAGAUGUGGAAGGGAGGCUCAGGGAUGUGAUAGAAGAGCGGCCAGGAGACAUUUGUACAUAUUUGGAGCUGGCGAGACUGCUGCAAUCCAGAGACCAGCAGGAAGAAGCGCGCGGUGUAUUUGACCAAUUGCAUGAGCGCUUCCCACUUUUUUCUCCUCUGUGGACGGUGGAGGUGGGCUACGAUCUCGAAAGAGAUGAAUUCUCGCACGCGGGAAGCCUUCUUACCCGAUGCUUGUCCGGGACCCUGGAGAACAAUGACCUUGGUUUAUGGUUUAUGUAUCUGGACUUCGUCCGUAGAAAAAACAAUUUAAUUACGGGAGGAGAGGAGGCGCGCGGCGUGGUCCUCAAAGCCUUCGAUGCCGUGGCGACAAAGUGCGCCAGCUGGGAGCCUCGGUCUUCUGCGUUUUGGAAUGAAUACCUUUCGUUCCUAGAGCACUGGAAGCCCGUAAGCAAAUGGGAGGAGCAGCAACGCAUUGACCUUACAAGGUCUUUGUACAAGCGCAUGCUGUGCAUUCCAUUUGACGGGCUUGAACGUUCGUGGAACAAGUACACACAGUGGGAACAAGAGGUCAAUUCGCUGACUGCAAGAAAGUUCAUCGGUGAGCUUUCAGCUAAUUAUAUGAAGGCGCGGUCUUUAUACAGAGAAUGGAACAAUAUUACCAAAGGCAUAAAGCGGGUCUUGCCUUCUCGCUUGUCGCAGUGCUCCAAGCAGACAAUUCCCCAACCAGGAGAGUAUCAAGUCGAACAAAUACAUCUAUGGAUGGACUGGAUUAAGUGGGAACUCCAAAACAAGCUCGACCUUCCUGACGAAUUUCAUUCGCAAAGAGUUGACUACGUCUACAAACAGGCUAUUCAACAUCUCUUGUUUUCACCUGAGAUUUGGUACAACUAUUCAAUGUAUGCCUCCCCAGAAAAUGCGCGGGAAAUUUUAAUACAGGGUUUGAAAGCCAGUCCUGGGUCAACAACUUUAACUUUCAAGCUUUCAGAGCACUUUGAGCUUCAAAACGAGGUGGAACAAAUGCAGAAGUGUUUUGAACGUUGCAUUGACCAUUUGGUGUUGGAAUACCACAUAAUGAGCGAUGAGGGGCAAGAGACCUACAGUCAAAGACAAAAGAUCACUUUUGUUUACUGUAUAUACAUGAACGCGAUGAAAAGGGUAUCCGGUCUUUCAUCUGCGCGCAAAGUUUUUGGCAAGUGCCGUAAACUCAAAGACUUGCUGACACACGAAAUAUACAUCGAAAACGCUUACUUGGAAUUUCACAACAAUAAUGACCAUAAAACUGCAUGCAAGGUCCUGGAGCUAGGACUAAAGUACUUUUCGAGUAGUGGAGAGUACGUUAACAAGUACCUAGAUUUCCUGAUUUUAAUUAACCAAGACGGCCUAAUCAAACCGCUUUUCGAAAGUUCCCUAGACAGAAUAAUCGAUCUUGAUGAAUUACAGAGGAUUUACAAGAAAGUGAUAAAUUACGAGUCCAAGUUCGGAAACCUCACAAAUGCAUAUUCUAUCGAAAACCGAUUUUUUGAGAAGUUCCCACAACUAGAGAAGAUCGAAGUUUUCACGGACCGCUACCAAGUUCAGAAUGCCAACUUAAUAAAGUCACUGGAGCUCACCUAUCUGCCAAGUGACAACGACUUUAGGUUUGGUUCAUUCAACGAAACUAAUGGGGGCCUCAAAAGGUCUCGCGGACUCUCACAAUCCGGAGAUUCAGCUGCACAAAAGAGGCACAAGUCUCAGGAUUUUGUUCCAGAAAAUGUCCUCGAUCUUCUGAGACUGUUACCCAAACGCCAAUACUUCAAAACCGCGGUUCUGGAUGCCGAAAAAUUGACGCGUUACCUAAUUGAAAACGUAAAUAUACCAUCAAGCGACAAUGGCACUGCUGCGUAA
Lachancea thermotolerans CBS 6340 is the source of this 1965-nucleotide messenger RNA. It is a transcript of the gene RNA14, whose product is annotated as cleavage polyadenylation factor subunit RNA14. Gene Ontology annotation, biological process: mRNA 3'-end processing. Gene Ontology annotation, molecular function: protein binding; mRNA binding. NCBI's taxonomy places the organism in Eukaryota, Fungi, Ascomycota, Saccharomycetes, Saccharomycetales, Saccharomycetaceae. The transcript has a single exon. The coding region runs from base 1 to 1965 and encodes 654 amino acids. The record is from RefSeq and is a predicted model, not a curated record. Gene Ontology annotation, cellular component: nucleus.